Molecule: messenger RNA, 3244 nt
Organism: Musa acuminata subsp. malaccensis (wild Malaysian banana)
Lineage: Eukaryota; Viridiplantae; Streptophyta; Magnoliopsida; Zingiberales; Musaceae
Product: carbon catabolite repressor protein 4 homolog 6
Molecular function (GO): 3'-5'-RNA exonuclease activity
Source: RefSeq, a predicted model, not a curated record
ACGGUCUCGGGUUUGAAGGAAUCUGGAGAGCUCGCGGGUGGCCUCAGGCAUCGGACGGUGGGAGCGCGUGGGGUGCGGUGGCCCCGCCCCCGAGCGGCCGUGCGUCUCGUCUUCCCCCCCACCGCCUCUCCAUCGACCACUAAUACUCGGGCUAACAGAGUGGUUGGGGCUAUGCGAUUCGCUCCUCCUCCAUUUCAGGCCUCCAACUCUUGCACCGCCAUGUCUUCGCCCUCCCGCUUCAAGGUUCCGUCGCGUAACCACUGCCACCGUGGGUUCCGCGACCCGCCGCCUCCGCCUGCAGACGCCACCGGCGCUGCCAUGGAAGGUGGUGCUGCCCCCUCGUCCGUUAGCGGCGGUUCGCACUUCAGGGCUGUUAGAGACGCCAACUACGAUUGGACGCGGUCGCAGAAGGGCGGCGCCGCUUGGUACCCUCGUGGUGCUCCGCACCAAUCGUUCGGUCGGUGGCGGCCGCCGUCUUUUGGCCCACUUCCGCCUCCUCGGCCUUCUUACGGCCUUCCUCCGCCUUACUAUGGCCCUCCCCCUCCCCCGGCUUACGCCCCUGCUCUUCCACCUUAUGGCCAUCCUCCGCCUUCUCACGACUCUCCUCCGUCGCCGUUUCUGCCUCCUCGAUCUUCCUACUCUCCUUCCACCUUUCGCCCACAGGCAUUCCGCCCAUCUCCGCCGCCUAGGCCAGCAGAUUACCGGACUUGGAGCUUCUGUCUCUCACAACCACCUCCUCAAUGUGAGCGGUUUGUAAUGCUCUCUUAUAAUAUCCUUGCGGACUACCUUGCUAGAGAUCAUAGAUCCAAGCUUUAUUUUCACAUACCACAAUACAUCUUGGAUUGGGAAUGGCGAAAGAGAAAGUUACUUCUAGAGUUUCGACUUUGGGCUCCUGAUAUAAUGUGCCUUCAGGAAGUUGACAGAUUUUAUGAUCUGGAAAAAGAAUUGGCAACUCAAGGAUAUGCUGGUAUUUGGAAGAUGCGUACUGGAGAUGCAGUUGAUGGUUGUGCAAUAUUUUGGAGAACAAACAGAUUUCAGUUGAAAUAUGUUGAGACCAUUGAGUUCAAAAAACUUGGUCUUCGGGAUAAUGUUGCUCAGAUUUGUGUACUGGAAUCAACGAUCCAAAGCUCUGUAAAAAACGAGUCUGCAUCUUUACUGAAAAGCUCUGAUCAGUUGAGACAAGCUAACCAAGUGGUUGUAUGUAACAUCCAUGUCCUUUACAACCCUAAGAGAGGAGAGAUUAAGCUUGGUCAGGUAAGGACGCUUCUUCAUCGAGCUUAUGCUGUUUCUAAAAUCUGGAAUGAUGCCCCAGUUAUAGUUUGUGGAGAUUUUAAUUCUACACCUAAGAGUCCACUUUACAAUUUUAUAGCUGAGCAGAAGUUGACCCUUUCUGGACUUGCUCGGGAUCAGAUAUCAGGACAAUAUUCUGCAUGCAUUUCUUCUUCAAGGCCAUAUUACGGCCCUGGUACAUCUAGGACUCAGCCCCACAUGAGUGGAGGUACUGAGGUUAAUUGCAAACCUCAAAAUAAGGAAGAAAAUCAAUAUGUAACAAAAGAAGCUCCUGUCCGUGAAGCAACAAGCAAUGGUCUGCUAGAUAUACCUCAAAUUUUCUCUGAGAGUCGGUUGCUGGAUAAGACAUGCACAGUACCUGAUGUGGCCACAAAUAAAAUAGGUGGUGAGAGUUUCUGCAGCGAGUCCUGUUCUGCUGAUGAUAGUAAUUUACAGGUAUCUAACAAUACUUGUAGAAGUUGUAUCCAGCCAAUCACGGACCAGGGAACUGCCUUAGAAAUUUCUAGCAUUGAUCAGUGCUCUGCUGGGGUUCACUCUGAUAUGAGUAGGUCAACGAUAGAAUUUUCAGGGUCAAAGCAAAAUAUGUUUGAUGAGUCCAAUGAUGAUUAUGAGUCUCCAUCAUUUCAAACUAUAAAAGCAUCUGACAUUGUUGCUGAUUCAGCAGCUCAAGCAUCUGAAACUUCGGCUGGUACGGCCUGUCAAGAUGUUUUAGUUGAUAAUGUAGUACAAAAGGAGAACUGCAGCUAUAUUGGGGCUCCAUCAUCUAAGGAGUACUCAGGUUCCAGUUCCACUACAUGUUUAGACAUUUCCUAUUAUCACAAUGAAUCUAAACAGUCGGUUAAUGAUGUGGCCAGCCUGUCAGCAGAGUUUGAUUCUACAGUGAAUCUGUUUAAUAAUUGUUUGGAAAAUCACAAUUCUGUAGGUGAAGUUGAAAAUAUAUGCAAAGAUAUCUCCUGUUCAGAAGAGAAUUCUGACCCAGAUUUCUUUAGAGAACUUUUAGGAACUGAUGAUGUACGUCAUUUUGGUGAUGAUCCUGUAACUUCAGGCCAAAAUCAUUCAUUCGAUUCAAGCCAUAGUUCAGAGUUGGAUCCUCUAAGUGUGGGGGUUCGGGAAGAAUCUCUCCGUGGUGCAUUUUCAUUAGAUGAUGGUUUUGAAAGGCGUUCAUAUGAUCCAUAUUUGUGGACUCCAAUGGAAAUUGAGGUUGCAUCAGGAAGUGCAGAGUGUAAUUUUCUUGAACAUAGUUUGAAACUAAGGAGCGUAUACACAGAUGUGGAGGAUUAUGUGGGGACAAAGGACUCUAGCAGAGAACCCCUAGUUACCAGUUACAACCGGCGAUUUAUGGGCACUGUUGACUAUAUAUGGUCUUCUGAAGGUCUUCAGACCGCCAGAGUGCUGGAAACAUUCCCUAAACAUGUUCUGCAGCAGACUUCCGGUUUUCCAACCAGGAGAUGGGGAAGCGAUCAUGUUGCCUUGGCCUGUGAACUGGCAUUUACAAAUGGCUCCUCGACUAAAUAGAGCUCCAGCAUCACAUUUCCUGAGAACAGCAAAUCUUUUAUCAAAAGUGUUCAUUUUGGGCAGUGUUCUGACAAGUGCUGCUGAGCGUAGGGCAAUCAUACGCUGCUUGCUCUCCAGCAGAUUGCUCCAUGGCGAUUCCUGAGUUGACCCAGUAUGGUCAAAUGCCAAAUCUUCUGGUGACGCGGCCUCCAGCAUUAAAGCCCUACCCUCCCAUCUUUGCUUCAAUGAAAUUUAUUGAUCCAGACAACUCUGCUGCUAAAAAGAGCUUGUGCAUGUUUCAGGUGAUUAUAAGAAUGGUCUGGCGUUCCAGGAAAAUGUUGGUAACAACUCCUGCUUGUUCUUCGGAAACACAUAAUUAUUUAUUACCAAUGUCAUCCAAUCUUCUUCUCCUCUCUUCAUUCUGUAGAUUUAUGUUAAUUUUGCGAAAUUAUUUUUCACU